UUAUCGUUUGUGAAAAAUAACAUUAAUUGAUUAGAUUCGUCAUUGUGAAAAUUGAUGUAUUGUAACAUAUACUUAUUAUUAAAUAUGUUUUAAAAUACGAGAAAAAUGAAUUGUCAUCAAAUUUUGAGUGGAGCAUGUAAUGCUGGCGACAGAUGCUUCGCUACAGGAUCUGUAGAAGGUGUCUCAUUUACAGCGUAUGCUGCGGGAUGCAAUAUUGUAAUAUUGGCUAGUACCUUCGAGAGAGUACAAAUAAUUCCAGGAGCUACACAUGGCUAUGUUAAGAUAUCUGCUCUUGACUGCAGUACCGACACCGGAAAGAUUGCUGCAUCUUAUGAAAAUAAAAUAUGUAUAUUCGAACCCACACCUAUGCUUCUGAGCAACAAAAAUGUUAAACAUUACUUGGAUUACAGAUGGGUGCAAACAGGUUCGUUUUUGUGCAAUUAUCAUGUUUACACUCUCUCGUGGAACUUGGAAGGGACUCGUCUUUUAACCGGCGGUUCUAUUAUAGAAAUGUGGAAGGAAAGAACUUCUGAAAAAGCCGAGGAAAGCUCUACUGGUGUAAAGUUCGAAAUAGGUGGUGGUGACCGCGGAAAUAAAACUCCUACCAAUGAGAGCACAGACGAUGUUGUAACUUGGGACACUAUAUGGUCAUGUCAAACUGCUAUUCCAAUUUAUCAUAUGGCAUUUAGUCCUGAUGGCACUUUAUUCGCUACAUGUGGUCGAAAUGACAGACUUGUAAAAAUUUGGUAUGAAAAUAAGCAAGUUCUCUUUCCCUCAAAAAAUGGCAGCAAAACAGUUUUCGGAAAUGAUGCCGAACUAAACUUUACGUACGUUUAUAUUGCGCAUCCUCGUGCAGUAACAAACAUUGCAUGGCGAAAAACAAGCAAGUACAUGCCGAAGGGAUCGGUAUCCAACAUGAUUGUAACAUCUUGUCUUGAUAACAUAUGUCGUAUUUGGAUAGAAACUGUGUUGCCAGAUGAUGGUUUAAUUAAUAUGACACAGUUUGAUCCAUUGGCUUCCCAAAAUCCAAAAUUCAGGACACAACGUCAUAAGCACCGUUUUAUGCAAAGAUUAAAACAUAUGAAAACUUGUUUUCAUAUAAGAAGGCAUGUUAAGACCGAGACUGGAAUGGUUAAUUAUCAACCAAAUAUUGAUACUUUUCAUGGGCCUAUACCAUCCUUGCCGUCUUCUUGUAGUGUUCACGACUUUCAUUCAUAUGGAUUUCAUGGAACAGGAAUGGCUCCCGGUAUGCAUUUUCAUUUGGCCGCUUCAAUCAACGCAGAGACGGAUAUUCCACUGGUUCCUUCAAUGCAUUCUACGGAUAGUUCUAAUCAAAACAACUUUAUUUUACACUGGCUUAAUAACAAGGAAAUUAAUUUUUCUUUACAAGCUGAGGUCAUAUUGCAAGAGUUAACGAAAAAAAUAAUUGACGAAGAGAGUACAAAUGUGUCCACUAAUAAUGUUUCAGAACACAAUGAAGCAGAUGUUGCUGACGAAUCUAAAAAGAAAAUUUUCCGAGCUUUGUCGAAAUCAUUGUCUGCAGAGGACAGCAAUUCAGAGGAUUGCAAGAAUUCGCCGCACCAUAAUAAAAUCGGAAUUUUACAAAAUGCAAAUUCAAUGUCAAAUACAGCAUCCCUAAAUUCGUUAAAUAACGAAAAUAACCACGUAAUUAAUCAGUUUACUGACUCUUUGGAUUUGAAAAUUGAAUGUUUAUUGAGAGAUUGGCAUCAAAGUCCCGAUCUUGUAUUUGCAAUUCAUCCUAUUGAUGGAAGUUAUCUUAUAUGGGUAGUUGAUUGGUUGGACGAUUAUUAUCCCGGAUCUUUUCGCCAAGCACAAAUUUCGUUUUCCACAAGAAUACCUUUUGCAUUUCCUCUCGGAGAUGCAAUGUCGAUGUCAACAACAGUUAGUUUAUAUAAUACGGGAUCUCCACCACUUAUUUUUAGAGAAAUCGCAAAUAGCGUGAAAAGUAGAAGUGAGGAAAUAACAUCACUUAAAGAGUCACCAAGCUCUUCGCCUUUAAAUAAGGUGAGCAACCCCGACAUAAGCGAGCAAGCUUUUAAUACUUUAACAAGUAGUAUUUCACCUUCUGUUUCAAUGGUGACAAAACAUUCCAAUGGAACAUUAAAUCUGUGGCAAUUAACUUUUGCACUUAAAACUAAGUUCACGCAAGUCCUAAGCAUAGGGCAUGUUUGCAGAGCUUCUGGUCAUCGUUUUAGAGUCAAUGACAUAACAUGUCAUCCAGUUUUGCCACUUCUUGUAUCAACGUCCCAUCACAACUUACCUGAAUCAGAGAAGAAAUCACCUAACAAUGCAGAAAAUCUUCCUUACAAUAAAGACGUUUUUACACCUUCAGGAUUCUGUUCUGAACUAAUUUUAUGGAGAGUUGAUUCUGUGGGUCCUCUUUGUUAUACAGGGGGAGUAAGUGAAUUAGCACGUAUUAACUCACCUGAAAUUUCAGCAUUUAGCAAUGUAGCAUGGAUUCCUACUUUACUACCAAGUACUACUUUGGGAAGCAGUAGUAAUUCACCAUCAGCUUGUUUUGUUGCCAGUGAUGGAGAGAAUCUACGAGUUUAUCAAGCAGUAAUUGAUGCUCGCACAUUACUUGCAGAAAUAUCUUCAUCAGAAAAUGUCAAUAACCUUUAUAAAUCCAAUUCAAUGACAUCAAUAUAUUCAAAUGCUUCGUCAACAUUUAAAACACGAAAAACAAAUUUUCAUGAAAAAUUAAAAGUAGUAUCACAGCAGUCCACCGCACGCCCUGGAUGUAUAAUUCAACUUGACCCAAUAUCUGAAGCUAAACACGACUGGCAGAAUACGCAAUUCUUACAUGUAUUUCAAGCUCAGUUAAUUGAUGGGGGACACCGAAUGGAACCUGAUUUAGAUGCAAUUGUUGAUUUACAACAAAAUUAUGAAUUCAAGGAGCCAUUUUAUAUUGUUAUAAUUGAAAAAACUGUAAAAGGCAGUACAAUUCAUAUGUGGCGCAUUAUAAUUUCAUCAAAAGAGCAAAAAACUUUUCUAUCCGAUACAGCAAUGUAUGUUCCUGAUAGCAACAUUGUUCAAGAUAUCGACGACUCAGAUUUGGCAGCACGAAGGAUGUCAGUUGCUAAUAUAUUACUAAAUAAUUGUGAUGACACAGGUAAUGAUACAUCACAUAUGACUAUAAAAACAGAAAAAGUCUGCACACAGGAUUUACCGAUGCCGGAAGGUGUAGAUGUCGUUCAUGCUUCACCAGCUGCUGGCCAUUUAAGUUCGUCAUCCAUUUAUCCAGCUUGUUAUGCUCCCUAUAUAAUAGUCACGGCAUGUUCAGAUUCAAUUUCUCGAUUUUGGAAAUGUGAAACAAGUUCCGACGAUGAUAUAUCCGUAAAGACAUAUAAAUGGGUGGAGUGGAAAAUGUUCAGUAGAAUACAAGAUUCUGCUAUAGAAAUUCCUGGUCAGCCUUUGAAUAUUAGUGCUGCUUAUUCGGGAAGGGUGGCUUGUGCUUAUAAAUAUGGAAAAAGCUUUACAAGACCAAAUAAAGGUGAUCCAGACUCUAGGUAUAUAAAUCUUUGUGUAGCGAUUUAUGAAUGUGAAAGUUCUGGUGGAAGCGAAUGGGUGUUAGAAGAUACGAUACACUUAAAAAAUGUACAUUUGCCUCGGAUGAAUAUUGACCAUGGUAUUGAUCUUAGUUAUUUACAUGAUAAUCGAUUAUUGCAAAAAAAGCAACGUCUUAAUCAAGUUUUUCAAACAUUCACACAAGAAGACGGUAGAUCUCCAAGAAGUGGAGAUACAACUCCUGAGCUUACAACAAAAACAUCUUCUACAUCUGGUCUAUUGGCGGUACCCAGUUUUAGUACCUUACAAUCGCUAAGGAAAAGUAUCGCUGAAAAUGGAAACACUUGUCCAUUAACUCAAAAACAUCUCGUUCAGUUGGAUUGGGUGUCAAAAGAAGACGGUUCCCAUAUAUUAACAGUGGCUGUAGGGAGUAAAAUACUUUUGUAUACUGCGGUUUCAUCUGACAUUGCUCAGGCUAAUAUUAAAGCUAUGAAAGUGUCAAGGUCAGCAAAUCGACCUAUAUUGCGGAAAGCUAGCUCCUUAGCUCAGCCACAUUUUAAUGACGAAAUACGUUGGAUGAAACUUCGUCAAAUUGAUUUACAUACCGCAGACGGUUUACCGCCACUACCUAUGCAAAUUUCAUGGGUUCGGGAUGGAAUAUUGGUAGUAGCAAUGGAUUCUGAAAUGCAUGUUUACUCACAAUGGAAGCCUCGUUUUAAUGAACAGCAUAGCGUAGACGAUCUUUUCGAUUCACGGAAUCUACGUGAUGAAGAUUUGAGAUCAUUGGCUAACGAAUCUACGCAAAUGCGAUUAAAAACUGCGUCAUCUAUGCCAUUAAUAAGUAAAGUGAGCACUGCUAACCUCCAGUUACUUUCCAAUGAAAAACGUAAACGAUAUGGAAAUUCAAGUGCAAGCUUUCCAGCAGGUUGUGAUUCAACAAAUGAUGAUUAUAUGCCUGACUUUGGACUAUUUCAAGCUUCACGCAUCGCAUGCCCGGUACUUCCACAAUACCACCCAAAGCAACUGAUGGAACUCCUUAAUUCUGGUAAAAUUAAUUGGGUUAAGGCAAUAUUAGCCCAUUUAGUCCGUUGUAUGAGUGGACCGAAUGAAUAUACAUCAACUUCAGACGAUGGAAGUUCCGAGAAACAGAGGGCAUGGUCUCGAUCUCGAACUUUAUCCAUCAGUUACGUUGGAGAUACGAACAUAUCAACUGAACACAGGGGUUCAACUACGCAGGUUCCCGAAGAAUUGAUGCUCGACUAUACUGAAAUCACAUCAAUACCUCCAUUACCGCUUUGGGUCCUGCUAAACGCAGAUAAUGAAUUUCCAGGGCAGGGAAUGAACGCUUUGGAAAAUGGUAAAGACUAUAAUGAACUUUUUGAGAUGAACAAGUCGGAGGACAAUUUAGAUGAUCUUCUUGAGAAUGAAGGAGACCAUUGUAAAUUCGAAAGAAAGUUAUCCAUGCCAGAAAAAUUAAGUAUAUCACAUUUCGGUUCUCGUCAAGGGCAGUUGUUGUCGCGUCUGCUUACUCAUACGCAUUUACCAGGAUUGUCUUCUCUAGACCAGAUGCAUCUAUUAGCUCUGGCUGAUACCGUUGCAAAUUUCAACAGCGACUUCAGCGAAAAAUUUUCUUCCGAUCAUGGUAAAAAUGUUGGUAAAGAAAUUACAAGGAAUGCAAUAUCCGAAUCUUUAGAUGAUUGUGGUCUUCGGUUUUUACUUGCUAUGAAACAUUUUACGUACCUUUUACGCUGUUUACCACUAAACCAAAGGACACUGUUUCAAAAGCAAGGCAUUGGAACUUCAAAUAUAGUGUGGGCUUUUCAUUCUGAAAGUGAAGAGGAGCUUCUAAAUCUUAUUCCUUCUUAUUCAAAAGGAGAUCUAAGGUGGUCUACACUGAAAGAUCUCGGCGUGGGAUAUUGGUUGAAAAAUGUAAACACUUUACGUUGUUGCGUUGAAAAACUAGCAAAGAGUGCUUAUCAAAUGAAACAAGAUCCAUUAGAUGCGGCUAUAUUUUAUUUAGCUAUGAAGAAAAAAUCGAUUGUUUGGGGUCUUUUUAGAUCAAAACGAGACGAAAAAAUGACCGCUUUCUUUUCAAAUAAUUUUUCUGAAGACCGGUGGAGGAAGGCAGCCCUGAAGAAUGCUUUUGUUCUUUUAGGAAAACAACGCUUUGAGCAUGCAGUUGCAUUUUUCCUUCUUGCAAAUUCUUUAAAUGAUGCCAUAGAAGUUUGCAUAAAUAAAUUAGAAGACUUUCAGCUUGCUUUAGUAAUAGCGAGAUUAUUUGAAGAUGACAUUGAAAUAUCAUACAAAUCAACUUAUCGAAGUUUACUCUCAGAACAUGUUCUUGGAAUUGCCGAUGAUAACACUGUAUUUGAUAUAAGUAAAGCUCACCCAGAUCCUUUUCUUCGGUCGAUUACUUAUUGGAUUUUAAAGAGAUACCAAGACAGUUUGCAUACACUAUUGUUAAACGGAGUUGGUAUUAAUCAUGUCGCAUUCAAAGAUGAAGACAUGUUAAAAGCUGAAAAUUCUGCAACAAAUCCUAAUGUUUUUAACUUCUACAUAUAUUUACGUACACAUCCAUUGCUUGUCCGGCAAAGCUUAGCGCUGUCUGCACAAGAGAAGAAAUGUGCAAAUGUAGUAUUAUCAGGAUUUAGUUAUUCUGGAGAUAAUCAAAAAACAAAAUCGAAUGAUAAACAAAUUCAAUUAGAAGAUUCAAUAACGCCUAUUGAGAGACAGCUUUAUUUUACAACGGCCCAUGCACACUUUAAGGCUGGUUGCCCAGCAUUAGCUUUAGAAGUGCUAAACAAAUUGCCAAUGAAAAUUAUGGAUUCAAAUAAUGUUAUCGAAGAGACUAGUACUAAAAUUUAUAAGGAAGACCAAAUAACUUCUGGUAUAAUUGAUUGGAGUGAACCAGUGGUUGAUUCUGCCACAAAAUAUGAUAUGGAUUGGGGUGUUCCAGUUUCGUCCUUACAAAAAGAAGAUGCAUUUGAAAUAAAGUGGGACGAUGAUGACUAUCCCGAAGAUACGGAAGUUGAUAAGUCUGUUCUAAACAAAACUCCAAUAACAAUAACCAACGCUCCACAAAAAAACCAGUUAGAGACAUCAAAAGAUGUGAAAAUAGAUAUUAUGGCACAGCAACUUAAAUUUGUAGCAUGCUUAAAAAUAUUAAUGGAAGAACUUUCGACGUUAGCUACUGGAUUUGAAGUUGAUGGUGGUCAAUUACGCUAUCAGCUUUACAUCUGGUUAGAGAAAGAAGUUGAUGCACUAAAACAACUUUGCAAUUACUGCAAUUAUGAUACCCUUGAAUUGGAGUCUACUACGCAAAUUUCUGAUGUAAUAUUGAAUGAAAGAGAUCCAAACUCUACCUCUUUUGUGUUAUCAGACAAGCCAACCCUUCAUGAAAUUUUGAUGCAAGAAAAAUAUGAUUUUGAAGCAAAAGUUUUUAGAGCUGCUAAACGAAAGCGAUGGCUUAAAGGUAACGAAACACUUUUACGAACGUUGCUGAGUUAUUGUUCACUUCAUGGCGCUAGUGGUGGUGGUCUUGCUUCAGUCAGAAUGGAAUUAGUACUCCUUUUACAAGAACUACAACAAGAGAAAACGCAGCAACAACUAUUAAGCCCACUUCCAUUUCCAACAACUUUGCCGUUAUUAAGUGCAUGCGUGGCGGGUAAUAAAACUGUCAGCGCUGAUCCUAUUAAAUAUUUGCAGUCUCAAACGGUGGAUAUGCUUCAGACUAUUAUUAAAAUUUCACCGUUACCUGGAGUUGCAGCGAACUCUUUUUGCGAAAUCUUCAUUCUCAGAGAUUUAUCAAUUGCACUAUCCUCUUGUAUUUAUCAAUCUUUAUGUGACUCGGAAAGUUUUGUUGUUCAUCGCAACUCAACAUUAAAUGGAUUUCAAAGCCCUGGUAUUGAAAACAUUGCUAAAUUGAAUUCACUUUUCGAAUGUUCACAUUUAAUUGGCAAUAGCAAUGCAUAUAAUAAGAGAAGAAAAUAUUCGUGCGAUGAGUCAACAGAUGUUUGUACUUCCCCGGCGAAGUGGCCUGGGGUUACAAAUUUAAGAGCAUUGUUAGCACGAGAGAAAGAUGAAGACAUUCCAAAAUUAAACGUUUUACUACUUGAGUCAUUUAUUGCUACCUUUAUGUCGCUCUUAAUAUAUUCCAUGGCCACUUGUGACUGUCGCUUGCUAUAUAGACUUGUUGGGCAAAAAUUUUCGACAGAAACGUGGUCGACCAUAUUCGGAGGUGGAAUGAAAAGGUUAUUGAGAAAAGCAACUUUACGCAACGAAACUACGACUCCGAAUCAAUCGCAAUCUAACGGUUCUGAGGAUAGAACCGAUGAAAGUGGUGUUUGGAACACAGUCACUUCCAUCACCAAACAACGUGUUAAACUCAACAUGAAACUACUUGGCACAUUCAGCCACAGUAGUACCUCAACAAAUAUGAAAGAAGAUAAGCCUACUUAUCGAGAACAAUUUGUUCCUCCAGAGAUGUCUAUGUUGUCUUAUUUUCUCUUGAAACCUAUCAAUACUAAUGGUUGUUUUGUUGAAAGCAGCGGCCAGGGGCCAGCAAUACACAGAUAUCGUUCGCUCUUAAACAAAGAUAAUACGCCGUUCCUCGUUAAUUCAUCUACUGGGCCUAUUCGAAGAUUGUGGAAUUAUUUAGUUAGGCAGGAACAAGCACAGGAAGUUUUUAUUAAAGCAGUGUUUGGAAAGAAACUAGAUUAUCGUACGAUGACUCGAGAUAAUGUCGAUUUUAAAUUAGAAUCAGGAUCAGUAAAUGAAAGCGACGAAACCGAUCAUAUAAGAGUAAUCCAUAAGGAUCACGAAGCUUUAUUAUCAUUUUGUUUAAACAAUAAUUCUUCUGGGAUGAUUUCCUUAGCCAGUCCAAGGGAAAUACAAGAAUUAGACAUUACGAUGUUAUUAGAAUCCCCAAAUUGGUACGAAGACGAAUGUGAUUAUGAUGUGUUAUCUAAGGAAGCAGAACCCUUGUCAUCUACUGGAUUUUUGGUUAUUCAAACUCAAGAACAGAACCAACAUAAUUCAGCUAUAAACUCCGAAUCAUCUGUAAAUUUCCCGUCCGCUUCACAGUCAGGCCGAGGUACUUCAUUGAUAUUGCGCCAUAAAAUUGAAAAUGUAAAACGGAUGAGUUCUCAUCCAUUACUCCCUCUGUAUCUUACCGGAGGUCAAGAUGGUUCAGUUCAAAUAUGGGAAUGGGGUCACCAACAGCCGGUAUGUUCACCACGACAAUCAGGUACCUUUGCAAAAGUGACUCGAUGUAGAUUUUCUGAGCAAGGAAAUAAAUUCGGCAUUGGAGACGGAGAUGGAAAUUUGAGUUUAUGGCAAGCUGGUACUGCAACGCAAAACAAUCGACCAUUUUUUACUCACCAGUGUCACAAUAAAUUACUUUCGGACUUCGUGUUUCUUGGAUCUUGCAGUUUGCUCGCAACAGCCGGUCAAAGCUCUGAAAAUAAAAAUAUAAAUAUUUGGGAUACAUUAUUGCCGCAAAAAAAAUCGUGCGUUUCAGCUUUUACAUGUCACGAUCAAGGAUCGUCAUGCAUGUGUUUUGCUCCGCAACAUCAAUUGUUGAUUUCCUGUGGAAAAAAAGGUGAUAUUUGCGUCUUUGAUGUAAGGCAAAGGACUCUUAAGCACCGAUUCCAGGCGCAUGAUGCUACUAUAAAGUGUAUUGCCCUUGAUCCGCAUGAGGAAUUUUUCGCUACAGGAUCUGCUGAAGGUGAUAUUAAGAUAUGGAGCUUGAAUCAGUAUUCGUUAAUUAACACAUAUACGGCUGAACAUGCCAAAAACAGUUUCUUUAAACAUAUUGGCCAAGGUGUCAGCCAAGUGCAUAUAGACAAUUAUGGGCGUCUUUUCUCUUGUGGCUCGGAUGGGUGCAUGAAAGUCCGGCAACUAGUGGAAAAGGAAUCAGUUGUUCACACUAUGUACUAAAGUAUUUAAAAAUUUACCAUUAUUUCGGUUUACAACUCGACUGUAUUUUAGUUGGAGAUUUUAAAUUCGGUAUUGUUAAUAACCACUUGAAUUUCAACAUUUUUGUGACAUUUUACAGGUUGAGUACAUUUCGAAAAAAUAUUAGCGAGUAAAUAAACUGUUUCAAAUAAUUUUCAGUUAUUUUUAAUACAAACACAUAG
Messenger RNA from Bactrocera latifrons, 9665 nucleotides. RefSeq names its product dmX-like protein 2 (gene Rbcn-3A). Gene Ontology annotation, biological process: vacuolar acidification. The record is from RefSeq and is a predicted model, not a curated record. Gene Ontology annotation, molecular function: protein binding. Gene Ontology annotation, cellular component: RAVE complex. Lineage: Eukaryota; Metazoa; Arthropoda; Insecta; Diptera; Tephritidae.